CCACAGGUUCUCCAAAGUUCUAUUUCGUUUUUAGGGUUUAAGGGAAGCAAAAGGCCAACACUUCUCCUUCUGCAACAAGCCAUGGCUCCAGAUGCUUCGGAUGCUCUUGCAGUGAGGCAGAAAGUUCAACAGUUUCUGAAUGCCGCUGUUACCGGAAAUCUCGACUUCUUGAAGAGUGUAGCAGCACAAUUGGAUGAUGGAAAAGGACUAUCAAACACGGUGGCAGAUAUUAAGGAUGCAAAUAAACGUGGAGCUCUUCAUUUUGCUGCAAGAGAAGGGCAGACUGAAGUCUGCAAGUACUUGUUGGAAGAAUUGAAGCUUGAUGUCAAUACUAAAGAUGAGGAUGGUGAGACCCCUCUUAUUCAUGCUGCAAGACAAGGGCAUACCUCCACUGCCAAAUACCUGAUUGAACAUGGUGCUAAUCCUGCACUAUCAAGUGAAUUAGGAGCUACAGCUCUACAUCAUGUUGCUGGAAUAGGAAAUAUUGAGUUAAUGGAGGCUUUGCUAUCCAUUGGUGUUGAAGUUGAUUCACAAAGUGAUGCUGGAACACCUCUUGUUUGGGCUGCUGGUCAUGGGCAACAAGAUGCUUUAAAACUCCUACUAAAACACAAGGCUAAUCCUAAUAUUGAAACUGAUGAUGGCAUUACUCCUCUGCUGUCAGCUGUAGCUGCAGGCUCACUUCCAUGUUUAGAGCUACUAAUUCAGGGAGGUGCUAGAGUAAACAUUACUGCUGGUGGAGCAACCCCAUUGCACAUUGCUGCUGAUAGUGGCAACUCAGAAAUAAUCACAUGUUUGUUAAAAUCUGGAGCUGAUCCCAAUGUCACUGAUGAGGACGGUUUAAAACCAGUACAAGUUGCAGCUGCAAGAGGUAAUCGUGAUGCUGUUGAGGUGCUUCUUCCUUUAUCAUCUCAUGUAAAAACUGUUCCAGAUUGGAGUGUUGAUGGUAUAAUCCAACAUAUGCAAUCUGAAGUUGCUAAGGAACAACAGGAAGCCGAAAGAAAUACAAGAAAUGGUAACUUGUCAAAUGAUGCUACAGUUUCAACGAAAGAAAUUCCUGAGGUGACAAUGGAGGCGAAGAAGAAAGCGGCUGAAGCGAAAGCAAGAGCUGAUGAUGCUUACAGACGAAAAGACUAUUUAAUGGCUGUGGAUGCUUAUACUCAAGCUAUUGAUUUUGACCCGAGUGAUGCUACAUUGUUUUCAAACCGGAGUCUUUGUUGGAUAAGACUUGGGCAAGCUGAUCAGGCAUUUACAGAUGCACAAGCGUGUAGGGGGAUUGAGACCUAAUUGGGCUAAAGCUUGGUAUCGAGAGGGUGCAGCUUUGCGUUUGAUGCAGAAGUUUGAUGAAGCAGCAAAUGCAUUUUAUGAGGGAGUUAAGGUUGACCCUGAAAACAAGGAGCUUGUUCAAGCUUUCAGGGAAGCAGUUGAAGCUGGAAGAGAAUUUCAUGGUACAAACAAGGAAAAGUAAUUUUGGGUGCAUUGAAAUUGUUUGGCUUGUGUUGUAAGUUAGUUAUAAAAAGGGAU
Messenger RNA from Lactuca virosa, 1521 nucleotides. The record is from the annotation of a GenBank genome assembly. NCBI's taxonomy places the organism in Eukaryota, Viridiplantae, Streptophyta, Magnoliopsida, Asterales, Asteraceae.